Messenger RNA from Paramecium pentaurelia, 752 nucleotides. The record is from the annotation of a GenBank genome assembly. Lineage: Eukaryota; Ciliophora; Oligohymenophorea; Peniculida; Parameciidae.
UCAUGUCAGAUGUCCAUAAGAUAAGUACUUAUAAAUAAAGAACCUCUGUUCAAAAUAAAAGUUAAAAAAUAAAUUCAGAAAGGUUCUAAUUAUUAAUAAUAUUAGGCGAUCACUGAACACUGAUUUGAAUAAUUAUAUUCCCAGUUAACCUACAUGGACACAAAAGUGUUUAAAAAAUGCUAAAAGAUUUUCAUUUAAUGAUUAACCAGAUUUAGACAAAAGAGGAUCUAUGAGCACUGUAGCUACUUUAACAACAAUGAACACUGAUUUUUAUGUUUAAGAUGAUGAUCCAAUUGAAGAAAUGACUUCUUCUAGUGAUGAAUCUUAGAGUAAUACUAAAUUCAAAACAGAAAUGUGUAAAAAUUGGAGUCUUCUUGGUAAAUGCAAUUAUAGUAAUAAAUGUUAAUUUGCUCAUGGAGAAAAUGAGAAGAUAUCUAGACAAUCUAAUAUUAAAUAUAAAUCUAAAUUAUGUAGAUCUUUCCAUUAAGAAUAUGUUAAAUCUAUAAUAUAAUUAGGUAUGUUUUUAUGGAGCAAGAUGUUAAUUUAUUCAUGAAAGCAGAAGUAUAGAGCAAAUAAAGAAAGAUUUCAAAUCAUAAACUGUUUUCUAUUAGCCUAGUAAUUAUUAAUUGAGAUUGAAAUCUUUUUAAUCAAUUACUAAUAAUUGGUAAUAAUAAAUUCCACUCUAAGAAUGCCUUAAAUUGUGGAAUACAAAAUUAUUAAUUUAAAUCAAUCUAUCUUCAAGCAGUGAAUGA